AUGGUCGGGGAAGACAUUCUGAAUGAGGACUGCGGCCUGCGAGCACGGAAUGCUGGAGUCACAGAGCUGGCUAAGGACGCCGCGCGCGAUGGAAAGCCUCAGUCCGGGCGCUUCUUUGGCGCGGAGUGGGAUAAAGCUGGGAGCAGCUGCCCCUGGCCAAGCUUCGACAGGUUCCCUGAACAUCUGCGAGUGGGUCCAUGGUCGCCUUUGGCCUAUGUCUUCCUGGCGGCGUUUGUCGGUUUCGUCGUGAUAUCGGCUCCCUGGGCUUACGACGAUUUGUCCAAGCUCAGCGGUGUUGCAGAAAGCCCGCUGAUUCGAUUCUUGCACGGUGCAGGCGCCCUGUACAUGUCGGCUGUCAUGCUUUACACUUGCAAAACGACGGGGCUGUGGCCUUUUGUCAGCUACACGGCCAUCUCUUACGCGCUUCUGACUCUCCGCUUCAUCUUCGUGAGCCUUGGCUUUCAAGCCGCCGAGAUCUUGCGCUUCCCGGUCAUUGCAAUGGCCACCGUCACUAGCACGGUCUGGUGGCUGGUCCUGUUCCCACUCAUCCUGGCGUGCGCCGCGGCUGAGCAUCGGCGGGCUUUCUUGAAAAUGAACUUCAGCGUGUUCCUCCUGAACAUGCACCUCCUCAAUCUGCCCGUAGCUUUGGCAAGCCAGUGGAGCCACUGGCGACCUUUGUUUUUCUUGGAUUUCUGGGUCGCUGCGGUCCUUGCCCUUGUUUAUUUGUUCUUCUACCUGCUGGUUAUGGAUGCAAACGGCUUGCACCUGUACAUCAUCCUGAGUCCGCGCCCUUGGUGGUGUGUCAUUUGUUAUGGCAGCAUCUUGCUACUCUACGCGCAGCUCCAUCGGCUUUUUGGAUCUUGA
Molecule: messenger RNA, 864 nt
Organism: Symbiodinium natans
Lineage: Eukaryota; Dinophyceae; Suessiales; Symbiodiniaceae
Source: the annotation of a GenBank genome assembly